UUCAUUCUCAACUCAUCGCCGUCUGAGUUCGUCACUUCCCUUCGUGUGACUUUUCGUGAUUGUCCAAGGGAUACCCGCAGAUAUUAUUCGAGCUUGCCCCUCAUGCGUCUAGAUAUUGCCUAUCUCACCACCAUUGCGCUAGUGUCCUUUGCAUAUGCGGCACCUGUUGUUCGCAGAAAAGUUCACGGGCCAUUCCCGGUGAACAACGUGACCGUUGUCUACGACCCCAGCGAUGUGAUGCCAAUAAUCGGCGAAUCGGACCGAGAAGCUUGUAUGAAAGAAGCCAUCCAGAAGUACAUGAAGGAGGUGAUGGCCUCAACGUUUCAACAAGCCCCGGAUGACUCCUUUCAUUUUAAAGAAACGGCAAGUGAAGAUAAGAAGAUGAAGGGCACGGCAGUGUUUUCAGUUGAGGUGGUGGAGGAGGAGGGGAAGAAUGGGAAGCCGCCGAAGAACAAGACAUAUGAAGGAGGUGAACUGGGUUAUAAUGCGUACCCUGUGAUGGUUUUCAAACGCCCUCAUUAAUCGUUAUGAUGAUAUCAAUUCAUUCGGUUCAGCUCCUUAUUACGGCUUGUCGUCAUGGAUGUAUUACUAUAUUGAAAACCAAAGGAAAAAAUCUACCAGAAUCUACCUGUGUC
Lentinula edodes (shiitake mushroom) is the source of this 635-nucleotide messenger RNA. RefSeq lists its product as uncharacterized. The record is from RefSeq and is a predicted model, not a curated record. The transcript is spliced from 2 exons. Bases 103 to 522 code for a protein of 139 amino acids. NCBI's taxonomy places the organism in Eukaryota, Fungi, Basidiomycota, Agaricomycetes, Agaricales, Omphalotaceae.